AUGGCAUCUCAUAUGUAUUAUAUAGUCCCCAAGGUUUCCUUCAAGAAAAACCCUUCCCGGGACUCCAUUGAUACUCCACUGGUGGUGACAAAGUUCUACCAGCACAUCCUUGCUUUGGUGUUUGCUGUUGAUGAGAUCAACGAGAAUCCCAGGAUGUUGCCCAAUGUCUCUCUCGGGUUCCACAUCUAUGACAGCUAUUAUGAUUCCAAGAUGACCUACCGAAACACUCUGGACCUGAUCUUUAAAUCACAUCACUUUGUUCCCAACUACAGGUGUGGCAUCCACAAAAACGUAAUAGGAGUCAUUGGGGGACUUAGCUCUGAUACUUCCUGGUGCAUGGCAAAUGUUUUAGGUCUUUUCAAGAUUCCACAGAUUUCAUAUGGUUUAUUUGAACCCGCCAUAAAUGAUGGAACCAAGUUCCCUUCCUUUUACCGCAUGGUCCCCAAUGAAGACCUUCAGUAUCGCGGAAUUAUCCUGUUACUUCUGCAUUUCGGAUGGAAAUGGGUUGGGCUCAUCACUCCAGCUAACGAAGCGGGGGAACGUUUCUUACAGACAAUUGAAAAAAUGUUUUUCCGGAAUGGAAUCUGUUCGGCAUUCACAGAAAGAGUGGAAUUCAAUAUAAAUUAUAACAGUAACAAACUAGAAAUGAUAGACAAAAGGCUCCACUCAUUCCUGCAGAGAAUCUCAUUCAACAACAGUGCUGAGGAUGAAAUUACAUUAAAUGAAAAUGGAGAGUUAGCAGCUGGCUUUGAUAUUACCAACUUGGUCACUUUCCCAAAUAGAUCAUACAUCAGAGUCAAAGUGGGAAGGCUGGAUCCUCAGGCCCCUCCUGGCAAAGAGCUCACCAUUAAUGAAGAUGGAAUCAAAUGGCACAGAGUCUUCACUCAGUUUUGCUGCUAUGAUUGUGAUCCAUGUCCAGAAGGAAUGAUCUCAAAUGAGAAAGACAUGGAAACAUGUGUCAGUUGCCCAGCAGAUCAAUAUUCCAACAGCGGCCAGUAUCUAUGCAUUCCUAAGAUACCAAACUUCCUAUCCUUUGAUGAAACCCUGGCCAUUGUUUCAACUUCCUCUGCACUUCUAUUCUCUCUGAUCACAAUUCUGGUGCUUGGCAUCUUCAUUAAGCAUUGUGAUACAGCCAUAGUCAAAGCCAACAACCGAAGCCUCACCUACGGUCUCCUUAUCUCCCUCCUCUUGUCCUUCCUCUCUUCUGUGUUGUUCAUCGGAAAACCUAAUAAGGUGACCUGCCUUCUCCGGCAAACUGCUUUCGGCAUCGUCUUCUCUGUGGCCCUCUCCAGCAUCUUAGCCAAAACUGUACUGGUGGUUUUGGCAUUCAUGGCUACUAAACCAGGAACCAAUAUGAGGAAAUGGGUAGGCAAAGAACUGGCUUAUUCCAUUGUCUUUUCCUGCUCCAUUGUUCAAGUUGGGAUCUGUGUUCUCUGGCUGGCAACCUCUCCCCCAUUCCCAGAUGUGGACAUGCACUCAAUGACAGAAGAAAUCAUAUUUCUUUGUAAUGAAGGGUCAGUCCUCAUGUUCUAUUGUGUUUUGGGCUACAUGGGCUUCCUGGCCACUGUCAGCUUCACGGUGGCCUUCCUAGCCAGGAAGUUGCCUGACACUUUCAACGAAGCCAAGUUCAUCACCUUCAGCAUGCUGGUCUUCUGCAGCGUUUGGCUCUCCUUCAUUCCAACCUACCUGAGCACCAGAGGAAAAUACAUGGUGGCUGUGGAGAUCUUCUCCAUCUUUGCUUCUGGUGCUGGGUUACUGGCUUGCAUUUUCACACCGAAAUGCUACAUUAUUGUGGUGAGGCCUGACCUGAACAACAAAGAGCAGUUAACACAAAGAAAGGUAUAA
Zootoca vivipara (common lizard) is the source of this 1845-nucleotide messenger RNA. NCBI's taxonomy places the organism in Eukaryota, Metazoa, Chordata, Lepidosauria, Squamata, Lacertidae. The record is from RefSeq and is a predicted model, not a curated record.